Nezara viridula (southern green stink bug) is the source of this 3622-nucleotide messenger RNA. NCBI's taxonomy places the organism in Eukaryota, Metazoa, Arthropoda, Insecta, Hemiptera, Pentatomidae. The record is from the annotation of a GenBank genome assembly.
GGAGGGGCGUUGAGCGGCAGUCAGUGUGUGCCAGUGAUGUGAAGUGAUGACUGCUGAGGGCUGCCGGCUUCUGGCCAUUCGUAGCCUAGGGUCGGGGGGGCUUUGCCCCCUGCCUCCCCCCGUACCGCCGAGGAGGCAAAGGGCCAUCGACAGGAUGUCCCGCAGAAGGCUUAUCAUGACGAGGGGAUCUUCUUUACCGAGGAGGCAAUUAGAUAAGGGAAGUGAUUUACUGGAAGAAGCUGUACAAUGCUCUAGCCCAAGUUCCUCUGGACUCAGAGACCUUGCUAGGUCACUGAAGAAUCAUCUUAGGGGUUUCAGCGACCGGCUUGAAGACACCAGAGAGCGGCUCGAAGAUACUUCUCGAUGUUUUUACCUUCUUGAUAGAGCCUAUGAAUGGGCUCUAGAAGCUAUGAAACAUAUGAGCCCAGUCAAAGGAGAAGAAUCUCUGUCUUCUGAAACCAACUUGAAGCAGCUCGAACAGUACCUGAUGGCACAUCCUCAACCAUCGUCAGAUCACUUUAAUGAAAUGAUAGCUCUAGCAACAAAACUUGAUAAUGAUAAGUUGCUUAAUCAAUGCAAGCUAGCACAAUGCAGAUGUGAAGACACUGCUGAACAGAUUAAAGCACUGCUUGGACCUGAGCCGCGAUGGCCUACUAGAAGGAAGUCUGCACCUUGUCGCGGAGAGAGUGAGGAAGAUGCAGAAUGGAAUGCAGAAAAAACCUGGCAUUAUACUAGUGAUGAAGAAGAAGAUAAACUAACUUCUUCAGCAGACAAUACAACUGAAGGGUCAGAGAGUUGUCCAAAAGGUUGUGAAGACAUUGACGAAAGUGAUGCUUGUUGUGGAAAAGCUGUCAGCCCAAUACCAGUUAAUAGUCAUCUUCAUACAGACCUUUCUGUGGAAGUAGAUGGUCAAGGUGGAACCCAAACGCUAAAAACUAAAAAGACAAUGUUACUUAUAAUGAAAGAAAUGAUACAAACAGAGAGGGAUUAUGUCAGAUCUCUUCAGUAUGUCAUAGAGAAUUACAUACCAGAAUUAGUCAGAGAUGACAUCCCUCAAGCUCUGAGAGGACAGAGAAAUGUCAUUUUUGGAAAUAUUGAAAAGAUAUUUGAAUUCCACAGCCAUUACUUUUUACAAGAGCUUGAAAAAUGUGAGCAGAAUCCUCUUCAAGUGGGCCAAUGUUUCCUCAGACAUGAAAAGAAAUUUUAUCUUUAUGCACUUUAUAAUAAGAACAAACCAAAAUCAGAUGCUCUUAUGUCCGAGUAUGGAACAACUUUUUUUAAGACUAAACAAGUUGAAUUGGGUGACAAAAUGGACCUUGCAAGUUACCUUUUAAAACCAGUACAGAGAAUGGGAAAAUAUGCAUUACUAUUGCAACAGUUAAUGAAAGCAUCAAGACAAGAUGUCUUACAGCUGAAAGAUGCUGAAAACAUGGUUCGCUUUCAGUUAAGGCAUGGCAAUGAUCUGCUUGCUAUGGAUUCUUUGAGAGACUGUGAUGUUAAUGUUAAAGAGCAAGGUAGACUUCUUAGGCAAAAUGAAUUUCUUGUCUGGCAAGGAAAGGGAACAAAAAAAUAUUACAGACAUGUGUUCCUAUUUGAAGAACUUAUACUUUUCAGUAAAGCAAGGAGGUUCCCCGAUAAUAAGAAUCUCGAUCUUUACAUCUAUAAACAUAGUAUAAAAACGAGUGACAUUGGUUUAACAGCCAAAGUCGGUGACAGUAGCACCAAAUUUGAAAUAUGGUUUAGAAAAAGGAAGCCAAAUGACACUUUUACCUUGCAAGCCAUUUCUGAAGAAAUAAAGCAAUCUUGGACAGAAGAGUUGUCCAAUUUAUUAUGGAAACAAGCAUUAAGGAACCGAGAAGUGAGGUUAGCAGAGAUGUCUUCAAUGGGUAUUGGAAACAAGCCAUGUCUUGAUAUUCGUCCAAGUGCUAAUCAGAUUUGUGACAGGUCCAUUAGCAUCGCUCAACUUACAAAAACGGCUCCAAGGUUCCGCAAUUCUAUUGCGGUUUCACCAGUGGAACAAGUCCGAAAGAGGCCACACUCAAUUAUUUCCGUUACUAGCAGCAGUAGUACCAGCAGCACGAGUAGCACCAGUAGUACAAGCAGUGCUAGAUGUGAUCGUAGAGAAUCGAGCCAAUGUUCUUCAGGAGAAAGUGGAAUAGUUUCAGACUGGAAUACCUCUAGCUCAAUAACGUCAGAUUCACCGCAACACCACACGCAGCUAUCGGUUAAGCUGUAGUGACUGAAUAUAUUAUGUAAAUAUGUUCUAAAAUGUCAGUGUAUUAUAUUUUUCAUUAAGAAGGAUAUUUAUUAACGGGGGAAAAGUGAUCACAUGACAAGCGUCCAAAAGUUUUCCUCAGGCAAUUAUUGUGGCUUCUAUAAGCUUUAAAUGUAAUGUCAUAAUUUAUCUUGAUAGAAUAACUUAUUUUUUAAUACUUCACUAUCUUAUCUUUCAAAAGCCAUAUUUUUAUGUGUUUUUUUCGUUAUUUAGAUAGUAAAACAAUUUUUUAACUGAGAUGUCUAUACUUGUUUUAUACCAAAUUGUUUAUUAUACCAUAACAAUUAGUAUGUUUUAACAUAUUAAUUUACUGUAGUUAGCCAAAGUUCUUCUGCCAUAUGUGUACUAUGUAUAAAUAAUUGUAUUGUUUAAUUAUAGAUGUAAAAUUAGUUUAUUUUAAAUUUGUAAAUAUAGUUGAUAAGUUAUUGUAAAAUAGAUUAUGUGAAAUAGAAAUUAGCCUACAGAUUUGAGUUUCUUUAAGAAACUAACCAAGUUUUACACAUUUAUAAACAAACAAAAAUAAUAAAUUAUAGUUUUAUAUUAAAAUUUUAGCUGAUCAUUUCCAGAAUUUCUUAACGUUGAGAACGUUACUAAUUUUAUUAUUCAGAAAAAUGAGUGAAUUAGUGCAAGAAUGUAUAUCUGCAAGACUGACAAAUGUGUUAUGAGUCGCAUACUGCCAUAUCACUUAAAAUGUUUUAAAAAACGAAGGCAUGAAGAUUUAACUUUUUUUAAAAUCCUGUUAAUAGAAUAUUAAUUAUAAAAUUUUUAUGGGUAAUCGUUGAAAAUGUAGAAGGUGCUAAAUGCAGAGUGUUUAUAUUUGUAAAUGAAUCUAAUAUUUAUAUUGAUAUAUGUUUCACAUACUUUACGAACUGCUAACCUACACUUAAUUCACUAGCAUUAACUUUUAUGUAACAUUAGACAUAAUUGUAAUUAACAUCUUUAGAACAAUUCAUUUUUAUUUUUAUUAUCUAUGCGAAUCAUCAGAUUGAAUUGAUAGUUCCAAGAAAUCUUUAUAUCAUAAAAUUACAUUUUAAAUCAUGUAGACAGUUAAAUGCUUCAUUUAUUGAUUCAGUUUCCAUUUCAAAUAAUUUAAUUCAAAUAAAAUAAUCAAAUUGUAUUUUUAGUUGUUAGUAGAUUAUUGAUUUCAAUGGACCAUUAAUAGAGUACAAGUAAUAUUAUAAUUAUUUAUGUGUCAAAUAUACAAAUAUUUCUUUACAGCCUUUUAUUGAUAAUUGAUAUUUCGUGUAAAACGGAGAGCAAAGCAAAAACACUGUUUUAAAAUAAAAAUUCAGUUGUAGUCAUUAAUGGUGUAUCCUAAGUAUCACUCCUAAACAUGGCAUAUUUUCA